Messenger RNA from Dacryopinax primogenitus, 1040 nucleotides. RefSeq lists its product as uncharacterized. The record is from RefSeq and is a predicted model, not a curated record. Gene Ontology annotation, biological process: nucleobase-containing compound metabolic process. Gene Ontology annotation, molecular function: nucleic acid binding; 3'-5' exonuclease activity. Bases 18 to 1040 code for a protein of 340 amino acids. Lineage: Eukaryota; Fungi; Basidiomycota; Dacrymycetes; Dacrymycetales; Dacrymycetaceae. The transcript has 2 exons.
UUCAGCUCGUCUCCACCAUGUCCACCCCAACAAUCGAAUCUCUCGUUGCUGCGAUGGCUGCCACCAGCGUGGAAGAAGAGAAAGUAUACAUAUACUGCACCACUGAGGAAGCCGUAGCAGAGGCCACAGCCGUCCUUACGGCUUCGGAAUAUGUGAUCCUGGAUUCCGAAGGACAAAGCUUGGGGCGCGUCGACGGAAAAUUGUCUCUGGUCUGCAUCGGCACCCCGCAUGCGGGGAAGAUUUUCGUCUUUGACGCCGUCUCCGUGACCAAGUCCAUCGUGGCCUCCAGCGGCCUCGCCAAGCUCCUCGAAGACGAGUCAAUUCGAAAGGUUGUCUGGGACGGGCGAAUGGACUACCUCGAGAUGCUUAUCUCUUGGGGUGUGUCCAUGAAAGGAGCGCUGGACCUGCAGCUUGCCGAAAUCGUCUCCCGCGGCGCAGUCAGAGGAGAACAAAACAGUACUCGGCUCUAUCGCCUGAAGGAUGGGUUCUUCAGCUCGCUGAACGUCUCCGGCCAGGCGCACCUUUUCGAGGGUUUGCAUCUAGUGCUGGGGAUGCAGAAGUGUCUUGAGCAGCUGGAUUUGGACAAGGAGUUCACCAAAGAUCCCUAUGUGCAAAAGAUGCACAAGAUUGGUCGAUCGGAUCGCUGGAUGGAGCGUCCUCUAUCUGAUCGCCUCAUCGCAUACGCGGCCCAAGACAUCAAACUGCUGGGGAAGCUCUACGAUACCUUCCAGGACAAGCGCUGGAUCACACCCUCCGGCUUGUCGAGCCUCGCCCAAAUGUCCGACCGGUACUUGACCAUGUUCCAGACGCGCGCGCAGUCGGUCGCGUAUGAAUCCAGGCGCAUCUGGAUUGUCUUACCCCUGGACAUCUUGACCACGCCUACUGGUCGCAAGCAUACGUGCUCGUACUGUUCGCGGUCGCUCUCCGAGUCCUGCUAUGAAUUUGACAAUGGCCGCACACGAAGGCGGCCUCCUUGCCGUUUGUGCCAUGUCGUGUCCAUGAAGCGGGGAGCGUCUGUCAAUAGCUGGGUGUCCGCUUGA